UAAUAGUUGGGAAGAGAAGUACAUCACCGCCAGCAACACUGAAAGUAACAGAGGAGCCUCACAGUUGAAGAUCCACUCUCACUUCAUUUACCUCCAACCAGACUCCUCGCAUAGUGUCUUUGUGACUUGUUGGUUGAAAGAGUAGCAAUCAUGAGUUUCGUCUUCCGAGGGAGCAGAGGAGAUGUGGAAAGUGGAUUUUCAGAAUAUGUUCCUGAAAGAACCACGAUGCGUGUCCAUCCAGCCCGGCCAGUAAAUAGCAAUGCUCUGGCUUUUCUCAUCACAGUUAUCAUGCUGUUUAUGAUAUUGAAUUCUCCCCAAAUGUCACAUUUUUUGAUGUGGCUUAUGCUGAUUGUGUUUGUGAUGGCCACAAGCCUGAGGAUGUAUGUAACUUGGCAACAGCUUCAAGCUCAAGCAAGGGCUCAUGCCGCAGCAGCUGAAUUACAACUUCACAUGCCGCCGUCCAUAGCAAUUGCAGCUAGAGGACGCUUGCAAGGACUCAGACUUCAGCUUGCGCUUCUUGACCGUGAAUUUGAUGAGCUUGAUUAUGAGACACUGAGGACUCUGGAAUCUGACACUGCUUCUACUACUACUUCAAUGACUGAUGAAGAGAUAAAUGCCUUACCUGUUCACACAUACAAAGUUCCUGUCCCAACAAAGGAUGGCUCAGCUGGGUUGGCUUCCUCUUCACGCGCAACCGAGGUUAGGCAAGAUAACGGCGGGACCGAGGGAAAUGCGAAGGGUCCAGAAGAUGAGCUAACGUGUACUAUAUGUUUGGAACAAGUUAAGAGAGGGGAGCUAGUUCGUAGCUUGCCAUGUUUGCAUCAGUUUCACACGAACUGCAUCGAUCCAUGGCUGCGACAGCAAGCAAAAUGCCCUGUGUGUAAAUUUAGAAUGGGGUCUGGAUGGCAGGGAAAUAGUGGGGACAAUGAGUCUGAAGGCGCAGAUACUGUGUAGGGUUCUUCAAACGCAUGAAUAUUGUGCACAAUUCUGUUUUGAGCAUUUGCAUGAAUGAGUUUUAUUAGGGUCUCAUGCUCAUAAAUCUUGAAAUAUUGGCGUCCUGAAUAGAAAAUAGGGUUUCAUGAAAAGUUAUUACUCUUUUUUUUUUUUUUUGGGGCCUUGAUGAAAAGUUAAUACUCUAAUGUUCACGUUAUGAGCGUAUUGAGCGAGUUUGUUGACGCAACUAUUAAUUUUUCCAAUAAAAUGGUUGUAAAAUUUCUAAUUCUUCAUUUGUUC
Messenger RNA from Neltuma alba, 1233 nucleotides. Its product is annotated as E3 ubiquitin-protein ligase SDIR1-like. NCBI's taxonomy places the organism in Eukaryota, Viridiplantae, Streptophyta, Magnoliopsida, Fabales, Fabaceae. The record is from RefSeq and is a predicted model, not a curated record. Gene Ontology annotation, biological process: protein ubiquitination; ubiquitin-dependent protein catabolic process. Gene Ontology annotation, molecular function: ubiquitin protein ligase activity. The coding region runs from base 151 to 954 and encodes 267 amino acids. The transcript has 9 exons.